GACCAACUUCUUUAAUUGGAGAUAGACAGACUUCUUCCAAGUCUAUGUAUACAAAUUAUGGAACAUAAAAACACCAUUCCAGAAAGAGAUUCUAGUCUGAUAAUUGAAACAAUCCAAAACCAAAUCAAUAUGCCUAGUCAUAUACAAAAUCUCACUCUGCUCAGUAUUUUACUGCUUCUCAUCACCACCGUCCACUCGCAAUCCGUUCCCUCAAAUUUGAGUUCCAAUGGCAACUGGACUUGCACGAAAUGCUGUGAGCAGGCUUAUGGGUUCAUGCCUUGCAGUACCAGCGCUGUUGGCAAUUUCGUUUUGAUAAUUGGGUAUGGAUACCUUUUCUUCUUAGCUUCCAAGUCUUUGACCAAAGGUUGCGAGAUUUUGAAUCGGAUUUUGGGGCCUGGAAUUGUUGGUGGCUUGUUGCUUCCCCAACUCGGAGAACUCUCUGAUGCAAUGCUUGUGCUAGCGUCAGGACUUGUUGGAAAUACAACGACUGCAGAGAGACAAGUCUCUGUAGGAAUGGGAUUGUUGGCAGGAUCUAGCGUCACACUUCUUACGGUUGUUUGGGGUUCCUGCAUUGUUGCUGGCAAAUGCAAUAUUGGGGAGACUGAUUCAAUUGCAAUUGAUCAAAACGACACAAAGGGUUUCAACUUAUUUGGCAGCGGUGUCAGUACUGAUGUUUGGACACGCUACAGUGCAAUGAUAAUGGUUGCAUCUAUCAUCCCACUUAUUGUUGCUCAAUUACCACAGAUUUCGCAUUCAAAUACAAUAAGGCAUAUAGCAGAGUUGCUCGAAUUGACUCUCUCUCUCUUAAUGUUGAUUUCUUAUUCGUUUUACCAGGUAAUUUUUUUUAUUUAAUUGUAUAUAAAUAAUAUAAGAAAAAUGGACAUUGCAAAUAUAAAAUCAAACCAAAUUUAUGCUA
Hevea brasiliensis (rubber tree) is the source of this 916-nucleotide messenger RNA. Its product is annotated as sodium/calcium exchanger NCL-like. Gene Ontology annotation, molecular function: calcium:proton antiporter activity. The transcript is spliced from 3 exons. The coding region runs from base 58 to 852 and encodes 264 amino acids. Gene Ontology annotation, cellular component: membrane. The record is from RefSeq and is a predicted model, not a curated record. Gene Ontology annotation, biological process: calcium ion transmembrane transport; intracellular calcium ion homeostasis. Lineage: Eukaryota; Viridiplantae; Streptophyta; Magnoliopsida; Malpighiales; Euphorbiaceae.